Morone saxatilis (striped sea-bass) is the source of this 3257-nucleotide messenger RNA. RefSeq names its product potassium voltage-gated channel subfamily H member 8-like. Gene Ontology annotation, cellular component: membrane. The coding region runs from base 16 to 3225 and encodes 1069 amino acids. The transcript is spliced from 14 exons. Lineage: Eukaryota; Metazoa; Chordata; Actinopteri; Moronidae. The record is from RefSeq and is a predicted model, not a curated record. Gene Ontology annotation, biological process: potassium ion transmembrane transport; regulation of membrane potential. Gene Ontology annotation, molecular function: voltage-gated potassium channel activity.
GCCCGUGGCGAGCUGAUGCAGAAGAGUUGCAUGUGUCACUUCCUGUACGGCAGCGAGACCAGCGACCGCCUCACCUCGCAGAUGCAGAAAGCUCUGGAUGAACGUCGGGAGUUCAAGACUGAGAUUAUUCUGUACAAGAAGAGUGGUGCCAAGUUCUGGUGUCUGCUGGACAUCGUGCCCAUAAAGAACGAGAAGAGCGAGGUGGUUCUGUUCCUGGUCUCACAUAAGGACAUCACAGAAAAUAAGGAUCUGGACCAUGGCAAUGAAUCUGACACUGAUGAGGAAACUGGGCUCGAGAUCCGCCCGAUCAGCCGCCCUCCAGGCUUCAACAUGGAGCGCCGCCGCAGUCGGGCCGUCCUUUACCAGCUGUCUGGACACCUACAGAAACAGGACAAAACCAAGAGCAAGCUGAAGAUCAACAAUAGUGUUCUUGGAGCCAAUGCGAACCCUGUCCCAGAGUACAAGGUGGCAGACGUCCAGAAGUCCCGUUUCAUCCUCCUUCACUACGGUGCGUUUAAGGCCGGUUGGGACUGGCUGAUCUUGCUGGCCACCUUUUACGUAGCCGUCACUGUCCCCUACAACGUCUGCUUCAAUGCGGUGGAGAUACGAGAGGACGGCGGCUCAGCAGCACGUAACCCUCCAUGCGUCAGCGACAUCUUGGUGGAGAUACUGUUUAUCAUCGAUAUCGUGCUGAACUUCCGAACCACCUACGUGAGCACGUCUGGUCAGGUGGUGUACGACCCCCGCUCCAUCUGUAUCCACUACGUCACAUCCUGGCUGUUUGUGGAUCUGAUCGCCGCCUUGCCCUUUGACCUGCUCUACGCCUUCAAUAUCAGUGUGAACUUUGGGGUUCACCUGCUGAAGACGGUGCGUCUCCUCCGCCUCCUGCGCCUCCUACAGAAGCUGGAUCGUUACUCCCAGUACAGCGCCGUGGUCCUCACCCUGCUUAUGUCUACGUUCGCCCUGCUGGCCCACUGGAUGGCCUGCGUCUGGUACUUCAUUGGACGUAGCGAGAUCGAAAGCAAUAGCCCCGCCUCCUGGGAUAUAGGCUGGCUCCAUGAACUAGCCAAACGCUUGGGAACGCCAUACUUCCUGGCACCGCUGACCUCCCUGCUGGGAGUCUCUGAUUCGCCUCAAGGCACCAUGACAGCCGGCCUGACCAACUUCAGCCAGUGGAAUGGCACAGGGCUGGAGACACUAAAUGGAGCGGGUUUGCUGGGUUCAGGCCAAUGGAACGGCAGCAGGACCAGAGCGAGGACCCCGAACGGCUCGGGGACAACACUGAGCGGCGGUCCGUCUGUCAGGAGCUCCUAUGUGACAUCGCUGUAUUUUGCUCUGAGCAGUCUGACCAGUGUGGGCUUUGGCAACGUUUCAGCCAACACAGACUCUGAGAAGAUUUUCUCCAUAUGCACCAUGCUGAUUGGAGCACUAAUGCAUGCUGUGGUGUUUGGUAACGUGACCGCCAUCAUCCAGAGGAUGUACUCCCGGCGCUCCCUCUACCACACCCGCACCAAGGACCUGAAGGAUUUCAUCCGAGUGCACAGGCUCCCAAAGGCCCUUGAGCAACGCAUGAUGGAAUGUUUUCAGACAACCUGGUCUGUCAACAACGGUAUCGACGUCAGUGAGCUGCUGAAGGACUUCCCAGACGAGCUGAGGGCUGACAUCGCCAUGCACCUGAACAAAGAGCUGCUAGAGCUGCCGCUCUUUGAAUCAGCCAGCAGGGGGUGUUUGCGCUCCCUCUCCCUCAUCAUCAAGACCUCCUUCUCCGCUCCGGGAGAGUUCCUCAUCCGCCAGGGCGACGCCCUCCAGGCUAUCUACUUUGUAUGCUCAGGCUCCAUGGAAGUACUGAAGGACAACACUGUGCUGGCCAUUUUGGGUCGGGGCGAUCUGAUUGGCUCUGAUUGUCUGACCCAGGAGGAAGUGAUUAAGACCAACGCCUGUGUGAAGGCCUUGACCUACUGUGACCUGCAAUACAUCAGCCUCAAAGGACUCCGUGAGGUGCUCUGUCUCUAUCCCGACUACGCCCAGAAGUUCAUCACUGAGAUCCAGCAUGAUCUAACGUACAACCUGCGGGAAGGGCACAACACUGAGGGAGACUGUGAGAGCAACGGAGGGAUUAUGAAGAAGCUUCCAUCCAUCAAGGAGGAUGAGGAGGGAUCCGGCUCUGAGGGUGAACACUCCCCUCUCCCCAAGAUGCCUUCCCUGGGAAGGCUGGGCCGAGGUCUGCGCUCCCCCCUGCGCUCCCCUCUGCGCUCCCCACUACUGCCUGCAAGAUCCUUGAGACCAGUGAGCGAUCAAAUCCGACCCGCCAGCCUGCAGAUCCCUGUGGUGAGCUUUAACUGCCUGCAGCCGGACCUCAGCCCCCGGUUUGUGGAUGGGAUCGAGACAGAAAACCAAAGCGGUCCAUCUCAUAAGUUUGAUUUUUCUCCCAGUGCAACUCAGAGUUUCCUACCCAGCCCUGAUUCAGCUACCUCAGGGGCCCGUGAUGAGAGUGACACCAUGCAGACUAUUGCUAAGCUAAAACAUGAGAUGACCAUCCUAUCCCAUCAGGUAACCGCUGUCAGUCAGGAGCUGCAGGAAAUGACCCGUCUUCUCAAACCCCUCUUCCAUAACACCUCCACGCUGCUGAUACCCGGUGCUAUGACUCCGCCUCCCAGCGUGUCAUCACACAGCUGCUCCCCGGCCCCGCCCCUUCUUACCCAACAUGCACCUGUGGGCUGUUCAGAGGAUCAAAAUCCUCCACCAGUUCUGCUACCCGAACCGUCCUCUCCCCAGCUGAGCGUGAUGAAGGCGUUACAAGGAGAGUUUGAUCCGCUUCAGUGUUCACCCUCCCAGAAUCCUCAUCAGGCCGGUACCGCACCCCUAGCCUCUCACUUCUCAGCUCCCCCGUCGCUCAACAGCUCUCCCCAUGAGCACACAGUCGUACGACCUCCCUACUCCUCCUCCUCCAUCCCUUCUCUUUCUUCAUCAAUCCACCCAUCAUCUAUCACUCCCCUUUUGGUAGACUUAUCAGGACCUGGUAGUGAGCCACAAAUACAGCCUCCAUCCCAGUUCAUAUCCCAGUCUUAUCCCCAUUCCCUUUCCCAGCCUCAGCUCCAGCCCCUUCUCCAGCCCUCCAGCAUGGCAUCACACCCCCUAGAGCCCCUCCAGAGCCCGCCGGAGGUGGAGUGGGGAGAGCACACCGCCCAGCUCAGCUUCAUCGAUGAAGGACAGCCUUCGGUGUGAGCAGAGAAGAAGAAGAAGAUCCAGACAGGAUC